CGUUGUCAAAACAUGAAGUGUUUAUAAGUUUUUAUUCAAUCGAUACACUAAAAAUUAAACAUGGAUUCUUGGGAGAAAAGUGCAGUUUGGAAGGUUAUAAGCUUUGUAAAAAAGAAUGAUAUAAAGAACGCAAAGCCGUUAUGCAAGGAAGCAAUACGUCAGUUUGAAGACAUUGACAAAAGAAUAAAUCUGAAUGUUAAAAGCAAGAUAUCGCUUGUUAAAACUUUUAUUGAGAAUGUGGCAAGUGGUCAGCAGAAAUCAGCACAGAAACAAAUAGAUCACGUUUCGGAGUUGUUCGAAACGCAUAUAAAACCUUACCUUGAGGAAGAAGAAAGAACACUUAGAAAAAUGGAUGGUGGAACCCGUAAGGUAGAUACAAAAGGGGCAGAUACACGCCAGAACAGAGAACACGUAGAAGGUUUUAACAGCAAGGAAAUCGCCAAAGGACCAAUCGAGAGAGGAACCAAAGGCUUAAUUCAGGCAUUCAAAGGCAUAUACAAGCAUGGUUCAUGGAACGCUGCUUUUCAAGUAUUGAAGGCAAUGAGAGGAUCAGAACAACUCAGUAUCGAGUGUCUUCUAGUAAUUGUACAGAAAGCAUUUGAUUAUUGCAAAGAGGAAUCUUCUACACAAGUGAACACUGCCGAGGAAUGUGCUCGUCUCAUUGUGAAAGACGGCCAGUUGCCUCGUGUAAAACCGAAGUUAAGCAACGAUACACCAGUGAAUGACUUGUUGCUAAGAUACAGAUAUAUACAUGCAGAGUUAGCGGUGGAUCGCCUGCAGAAGGCUUUUUUGAAAACUAUCCUUGAACAUCUCGAUACCAAAUAUAACAUUCGGAUCGGACAAGAAUCAGCUGUGGAGCGUUUCAUACAAGACUGCAUGGAAGUCACAUGGUUGAUGUGUGUCGAGGAUCCUCCGAUCUAUAUGCACCCUUUAGAUGCGAAGAAUAUUGACGAAAAGAAAUACGAGCUUGAAAAGAGAGGAAAAACUUGCAUUGUCUGGCCGGCAUUACAGGUUGAUUUGAAUGGCCCAGUGGUAGCAAAGGGUGUUGCUUGGUACAAAUAAGUGUCCUGGAUUGGAGGAAAACUAAUAUAGUAACUACUGUGUAUAUUGACUAUAUAUAUUUACUAGAAAAAAGCAUGAAUCAGACGACGUAAAAUAAAAAAGUGUAGAAAUUCACCAAUGUUGAUUCUAACAUAAAAAUGUUUUGUCGUUAAAUGUUUUAACAGAGAGAUUCUCGCGCUAACGCGUUAUUAACAGGCGAAAACGUAUCACGGCCCUACAACGCAUAAUUCAAAUGGAAAUGACAUAAACGCGAUAAAAAAGGUUGAUCUACACACGUAUUUCAUAAAUAUUUAAGAAUGUUAAUGGAAAAUAUACUCAUAAAUUAGUUUUAUACACGUUCUAUGCUAGAAUAGCGGUAACGCAUGUUUGUUUCGUAUUAAUUCAACUGGAUACAUUGGUACCCUGUUUUUUCUGGUGAUUUUAUUACAGACGAAGUCUCUUUAGAUGAUUGUCAAAUGUCUUCGCUAAAUUACUCACUGUUUUAUCACGGUUCUUUUUCAUGUAAAAAUAGCCCGAAAUAUAACUUGGGAUCGACAUCCUAUGAAUUAAGUAUAAGUUACAGACUGGUCUUUAUUUUUCAUGGCAAAUCCGUGAACCAUAACAGAGAUUGUAACCUGGUUAUAUUCACACUAAGUGACAGCUUAUUAAGACUUGACUUUUAAAUCCCAGUGUGUUACAUUAUGAACUAAAGCAUUUUGACUGAUUUUGUGUUGACAUUAUAUUACAAUAAGUAAAAUGUCUUUUAAAAUAUCGAUAAAAGUUCCACUUUUAUACAACUUCUGUAUUGGAAUGUAUACAGUAUUAAUACAAUGAAACAACAGUAUCCAUUUUCUGUACUUCAAUGGUUAAUUAAGUCACUACUAACGAAAUUCAUUAAAGAAAGAAAUUCGAAGUUCAUGCGAAAUGAGCGACAAAUCCAUGAAUUACGCAAGCGAUUCAUGACCAAUCACAAUUUUGUCGUUCAUUUCGCAUGAACUUCGAAAAUAUUUUUUUUUAUAUUUACACUGUUUUCCGUUCUGUUUUGUUAACAACAAAAUAUAGAGGAUAAUUGUUGGUUUCGGUGUAAUAUCACGUUAUAAUUUCACCGAGUGGGCACCAAAAGUGAUAUUUUCACGAGUGGCGCAGCCACGAGUGAAAAUAACAACUUUUUGUGUUCACGAGUGAAAUUACCGUUAUAUUACAUCGAUACCAACGAUUUUUCUGUUUAUUUUAUGUCUAAAACUCUACUUUUGUUGUGUUUAUUUCAAUAAAAUGUCGAAAUUUACGGGAAACUUUAUCAGGAAGCAUCGCAAAGAUGACGUCAUUUUAACGACGUCAUCGUCAUAUUGUUUCCGGCUUUCAGUACGCUCGGUAAACUUUUUGACGUUAAUCCGGGAAUCAGAUUUGAUAAUUUUCACUGAGUGGCCAGUGAGUUUAUCAGGAUAUAAUUCACCGUUAUAUUUCGAUAAACCACCGAAAAACAUAAAAUAAAGGUAUUUUCUUUUAAUGCGUAUCACAAAAUCCUAAUAAAUAAAACGCCUGACUAUCGAUCUUGCAACCUCUAAAUAAACCAGCCUACGAUAAAUUGUAAUUCGCUUUACGACAAAAAUACUGUUCCUGAUUUUUAUCUAUUAGUAAAAUAUCCUCAAAUACAGUAAAAUCACAUAGUCGUGCAGUUUUAAGUCAAAAUCACGGUUACUGUACUCUCUUUUUCUGGCAUUUAUCUACACCCGCUUCAGUCAAUUAGACCUAGUAUUGUAGUUAUUCGGCAGCAAUUCGCUUAACAUGUUAAGCAACGUGGAGGAAUAAACUACUGACAAUGUUA
Mercenaria mercenaria is the source of this 2866-nucleotide messenger RNA. RefSeq lists its product as uncharacterized. Lineage: Eukaryota; Metazoa; Mollusca; Bivalvia; Venerida; Veneridae. Bases 61 to 1062 code for a protein of 333 amino acids. The transcript is spliced from 6 exons. The record is from RefSeq and is a predicted model, not a curated record.